This is a messenger RNA of Grosmannia clavigera kw1407, 1740 nucleotides long. Its product is annotated as thioredoxin protein. The transcript has 2 exons. The record is from RefSeq and is a predicted model, not a curated record. Bases 1 to 1740 code for a protein of 579 amino acids. Gene Ontology annotation, biological process: protein modification by small protein removal. Gene Ontology annotation, molecular function: peptidase activity. NCBI's taxonomy places the organism in Eukaryota, Fungi, Ascomycota, Sordariomycetes, Ophiostomatales, Ophiostomataceae.
AUGGAUGUUCAUCUGCUCGUCUACGACCUGUCCAGAGGUUUGGCCCGGCAGAUGUCUAUGGGCCUGCUGGGAUUUCAGCUAGACGCCGUCUACCACACAUCCAUUGAGGUCAACGGCAGGGAAUAUGUGUAUGAUGGCAGCAUCAUUGCAAUCGCGCCGGAAUCUUCCCAUCUCGGCAAGCCCAUGGAGAUGAUACGGCUUGGAUCAACGAGUCUGCCUAUGAAUAUUAUUGAGGAUUAUCUCGAUUCAUUACGUCCCAUUUUUACUGUUGAGGCCUACGAUCUCUUCCACCACAACUGCAACAACUUUAGUGACACGCUUUCCAACUUUCUCGUUGGCAAAGGCAUCCCGGAACACAUCGCUAAUAUGCCCCGGGCUGUUCUUGAGACGCCAAUGGGGCAGAUGCUUGUCUCGCAACUCACACAGUGUGUCAAUGCUGGCCGGCAGCAGAACGGCUCAAUUCUUGGUCUCCAACAGAGCGCGCAGGUCCCGAUAAGCCUGACACCUGCUCCGAAGCAAGCAGUGAAAAAUGUGGCCACCCCUGCCGACUUAUCUGUGUUGCUGGAUGCAGCGAGACGGUCCUGUGCGGUGAUUUUCUUUACGUCCGCCACAUGUCCACCGUGCAAAGUUCUAUAUCCUGUCUUUGAGGAGCUUGCGCAGGAAUUUGGUGGCAAGGCUACCCUCAUCAAGGUCGACAUAUCUUUACCUCAAGCGAGCAUUAUCGCUAGCCAGUACUCCGUUCAUGCUACGCCAACCUUUAUCACUUUCGUAAAGGGUCAGAAGGAAAACGAAUGGGCUGGCGCUGAUCCAGCUAAGCUGCGAGGAAACUUGCGCUUACUCGUCGAGAUGGCUCAUCCCCUCCAUCCUCACGAGAAACUUCGACUGCCAAGCUUCGUUAAUCCAAACACCAAGCCGGUCAUCUAUGCCAAGGUUCCCCCGCUAGAUAAACUCAUCAGCAAGAUGGGCGAUGAUGUUUCGAAGAGAUCUGAGGUAAAAGUUCUUAAAGAUUAUCUGGAAGAGCGCACAAAGUCUGGUCUCGAGUCUGCUAUUAUACCAGACUUAGGCCAUCUGUCAAGCUUUGUUCAGGGUUCCGUUCAGUCUAUGCCCUCAACAACGCUGUUCACCGUCAUUGACCUGUUUCGGUGCAGCCUCUCUGAUCCCAGAAUUAGCGGAAUUUUUGCUGAGACCGACCAUAAGACAGUAUGCAGUGUCCUUGGCACCGUGAAUGGAAAUGCGGCCUGUCCCUACGCCCUUCGUCUCGUGACGUUGCAAAUGGCAUGCAACUUUUUCUCGACGCCCUUAUUCCCUGAGGAAAUAUUCAAAGAUGCCAAGCUCCGCGCUAUGAUUGUACAACUUGUUUCAUCCAGCUUCUUGGAUGACAGUCACACCAGUGUCCGCGUUGCUGCUGCAUCUCUUUUAUUCAAUAUGGCGUUGGCCAACCAGCUCGCUAGAAGACAAGACACCGGGAUAUCUUUAUCAGAAGAGGACCAAGUUGAGUUGGCAGCAUCUGUUGUAGAGGCCAUCAGUCAAGAAGAGACAUCGGUCGAUGCGCUAAAGGGGAUGUUGUCGGCAUUGGGGCACCUUGUUUAUGGUGCAGACCUAGGCGGAGACCUUGCAGAUCUUCUAAGAGCACUAGAUGCGGAAGGCACAAUACUACAGAAGAAAAAUACUUUUUCUGACGAGAAACUAAUUACAGAGGUUGGGUCAGAGCUCCUUGGAAAGGGGCUCAGGCGAGAAUAG